Molecule: messenger RNA, 10526 nt
Organism: Helicoverpa zea (corn earworm)
Lineage: Eukaryota; Metazoa; Arthropoda; Insecta; Lepidoptera; Noctuidae
Gene: REPTOR-BP
Product: REPTOR-binding partner
Exons: 4
Coding region: 157-573 (138 amino acids)
Biological process (GO): regulation of DNA-templated transcription
Cellular component (GO): nucleus
Molecular function (GO): DNA-binding transcription factor activity
Source: RefSeq, a predicted model, not a curated record
CAAAAUAUGUCAAAUGACCUUGCCAGUUUGUAAACAAUACCUUGAAGAGCAACUUUUGAUACAAAUUAUCUAAUUUCCUUGUUGUUAUUUCACAUAUCGUCAUAGCAUAAUAUUGUACUCGUGUUUUAAUUGAGUUAUGUGCUAGAAUUCGCAAAUAUGAACAUCGAUUUUGAAGCCAUGGCUGUUUUGGAGGAGGAAUCACAGAACGAGUCGCUGGGUGGCGGAGUGUACGGGUCGGUGGGCGCGUCGGGUGCGGAGGGAGGGGAGCGGCGCGAGGGAGGCAAGCGCGGGCGCAGGCCCGGCCGCAAGGCGCAGAUCGACAAACAGGACAUGAAGGCUAAGCUGGCAGAGCGCAGCAGACAGUCGGCGCGGGAAUGUCGGGCGCGCAAGAAGCUGCGGUACCAAUACCUGGAAGAGCUCGUAGCUGAUCGGGAAAGGUCUGUCCUGGCGCUCAGAAAGGAACUGGAUAAGGUUUUAUUACAAGUGGAAUUUGGAGCUAGACCAGGGCAGGAUGCCGGAAGGUCUGGAAGCCGUACUCCAAGAGAUGGGGAUCGUCAAGCAGGAGGAGAGUAAAUCCUUUCUAUCAUAGCUCUUUUAUAUAAAUACCACGUAACGUAACUCUAAGGGAUGAAGAAACGAAGAUUCACAUUGUUCUGGUGUUCACCGUACGUUUCAGUUUAGUAAUUCUUCAAUAUUAUCAAGAUGAAAGCAAAAAUUGGAUUCAAAACUUCAAUAAUUGUGGAAAAAUUAUACGGUCAAAAACUAUAUGAAUAAGUCCGUUACAACGUUGAUACAUCCAUUAAAACUCGAAAAGAAAAAAAUAUUAUCAAAACCAAUCUCAUCAAAAUUUGAAAACUAUGCCAGAUUUAAAAUCAGAAAAAAACAUCAAGCAAUCAAGAUAGGCAUAACGAGGACAAGACGCAAUACUUCGACAAUGGCGUUAGACCUAGUCUUAUGGGUUUACUUGAGCUUUUAAUACCAUCGCAUCCAUCUCAUAACUGUCUGAAGCGGUACACAGAAUGCCUAAAAAUUGAGCACUUAUUCUUCUCAAUACAUUAAAAGUCAAACCAGUUCGAAUACUAAUUUUAUCCCUUCUUUGUACCGCUCGACUUCAGGACUUAAUCCAAAGAGAUUAAAGCUCAAUUUUGCUUGUUUAGACUCUGUUCUGCACCUGGUUUUUGCUACUACAACCCGCUGCACUGCCUAUCUUGUCCACAUUUUGCUUCGUCUACGCAGAGCUAGAAUUUUCAAUAUUAUAUCUGUAUGAAAUGUAAAAUGACCUAACCUAUCUAAUAAUCACGUUGAAUAUAUAAACAGUAAAUAAAAGUUUUUUACAAGCAAUCAAAGGAUCAGCGUCAUGGGGAUAAAAUGCAGAGUUUUUCUUUUAGUCUUUGCUGUCUGCAGAGCUAAGCUUAGCCAUAUAUAACUGGUUGAACGGAACAAUUGGGGCCUUGUUUGUUUUUCAAAUUACAGUACUCUAUCACCAGAACGUUUCAACUUUUCUACCGUUUUCUCAUAUCAUAAACAGAAAUUCAGCCAUGGGGUUAAAAUGCAGAGUUUUCUAAAAAGAUCAUGGAGCUUUCUGCAGAGUUUAACUGAACUAAGCAAACUUAAUUAUACUACUGAUUGAACGGUAUAUGAAAAUCUUGAGCUGUUUCACAUAUAAGUACUUACAAAAUACCUGUACGCCACGCUAUCAAAUUUUCUUUGUACCGAUCAAUCAUCAGGACUUUUGAAAGAUGGACAGUCAGUCAGGCAGACGUGGCUGAUGUCUAUGAUAUGUAAGAAAACAAUUACUGUAGUACAUCUUCGGGAUUGUAACUAGCGUCAAAGGGGGAAAAAUGCAGUUUUCUACCAAGUUCUGGGAAAUUGCUGCAGAGUUAAGCUGAGCUAGACAGUGUUAUUUACUUAAAUAACUGUUUAAAUAGUACAGGAAGAGUUGUGAACAUGUUUCUAAAUAAAGUACAAUGUUACCAGUACGCUACUGUUUAAACUUUUCUUUUUACCUUUUAAUACAAGGGCUAAUAUUCAUAAUCUCUUUAGCUCAACUUGGCUCAGUUUGAUUACCUUCCCCUUUUUCAGUUUGGGUGUAGGUCAGUGCCCCAGCCUAGUCUCUCUUAAAUAUUUUUUUUCUCCAUGUCACUCAUCUUUUUUGCAUACAUUUUGUCUUUUUACGUCCAUACAUUUUUACUGGAAUUGAAAAUAUAUUAGAUGGCAUAUUUAGUGUUUGGAAUGCUUAUAAAAGUUUGUGUUUACUUGAUGGUGAACAUGAUGAUAGUGUGAAUCGAAAGAAAUUGGCUAAUUAAGUAUUUUGUUAAAUUAGUUACGUUGGUUUCAAAAACACAAUUUGAUUUGUUGUUCGGCCAAAAUAGUUUAACGAUUAUAUUUUAUUCGUUUGCAAAAUUUCCAAAGUUUGAACGGUUAUGUUUUUGGUUAUUUUAGAUUUUAUAAUAUUUUCUUAUAGUUAUAAACACUGCGUCAUAGUUCGAAAUCGAAUUUAUAAGGCAUAAAAUGUCGAUUUAGUUUUUAUUAUGUCGUGAUUAUUUUGGUAAGAGCUAAGGAAAGGUGUGUUUGCGUAACUUUGAAUAUAAUUAUUUUUCUAUAGAUAUUUUUAGGCGACUAUUUUUAUAUGGCUGUUUCCUAAAUAUUAACAUUAAGGGGAGGUCCUUUUAAGAAGUGUAUAUAUUAAUCCUUUGCAAUGUUGGAAUUGUUUAAAAGUUGUUAUAUAAAGCGUGUUUGAUUUAUUUUUUUUGGUGAUCUUGGUUUUAGGAUGUACAAUUCUUUUUAAUAGUUUUUAGGUGUUGAAAGUUUGAACAAUUAUUUUUAAUUUAAGUUUUAUUGUCUUGCGUUUAUAAUAAAAAAAAAACGAAUACAGUCAACAACUUUCAUAGUAAGCGAAGAAAACCAGGACAUCUCUUGAUCUAAGAAAAAUAUAAUAUUAUUUUUUAACUUUAACUGAAUGCAUGAAACGUUUAUUUUCCAAACAUUUUAAUUUAAAGUACGAUUGUGAUUAGGCUAGAAGCCUUAGUUAAUAAGAUAGGCUUAUAAUACGCGUUACGAAUAUAGUGUAAGGUCAAAUAAAUUGAGAGGAACUCGAACACAGGAUAUACCUAUAGAUGGGUUUUAAUUGAUAAGAUAUUUUAGAAUUAAUAGGUUUAUAAUUAAGAUAUUUUGUUUGGAGUUAACGUAAUUUUUAUUUUUACCUUUUAUGAAUCCACGAUCGAUUACAAUAAUUACGUAGAAUAAAUCAAAAUAAUGCCUGAAGAAGGUUUUAGCAAUAAGGAAUAUAUUAAGGUCUUAAUUUUAACUCAACAUUUUUCGUUUAUUAUUGAGGAACUCGCAGACAGGAUAUAAAUAAAAUAUUCUUUUAAAUAUUAAGAUAAUUAAUCAGGUUAAAAAAAACAUACCGAUCGUACAGACGUAAUUAAAUUUUUGUGUCCUAAAAUCAGAUUAGAAUUAGGAGUUAAAAUAAUAAAUUAGUACCUAACUAGAGUCGUGAGUGGGAAUGUUGUGUGAAAUAAAGUGAGUGAGUGAGAAGGAGAAAGAAAGAGAGUAUGUGUGCGUUUGCAAAAUUUAAGAUUAAAAUUCUAAAUGUGAGUUUGCACUAAAUAGGCUUGAACAUACAUUGUAACUGUUCAAUCAGGGUUGAAGGUGGUGAAAUCACGCUCCUAUUUCCAAAAGGUUCAAUAUUUCGAAUUGAUUCACCUACAUUGCUAUUAACAGUACUUGGAGCAUUCCAAUUCUACCCGACUUUUGAUUCGAACAUAGGACCACUUUUUAAACAGUCAAGUAUGUAAUUACCUACAAACACAAACACAGCAGGAACGUUUUUUACCACCAUGAAAGAAUUUAGAAUAAGAAAAACAUGUAAGAACCUGAUAAUUAAUAAUGUUUGUCUAAAUUGAACGAAAAAUGUUGCUAAAUCAAAAAACAGCAACUUAAUUACUCAAGAACGGAUGAGCCCGUUUUGAUGAAAGUGUAAGUAUCUAAGUCAUUAAAUACCUUUGGCUAACAAGUUUUCAACUAAAAAAAAACCGCAUCCAAAUCAAUUCAUCCGUUUAAGAGCUAUUCGGUAUCACAGAUAGACUCACGUAACGGUGGAACCCAUGUGUCAAAUUAAUAACACCCCACUUUUUCGUCGAUGGUUAAAAAUAAUGAUAUAGCGUUUUUCUGUUUGCAAAAAAUCAGACAUACAUUCUUUUUGAAAAUCUUAGACACACACACAAAAUAAAAUACUUUCUACAUACCAGUUUCAAGACAUGUUGAGGUUUUUUGGUGCAAACUCACAUCAACAGAGUAUGAUAAGUACCUAAAUUCGAAAAAGUAAUUUUGGCUGUGUGUAUGAAAUAUAUUCUAAAGCUUGUUUCAACAAAGAGUAAAAUAAAAGGUUGUGCGUACUUUUAUAGAAACAAUAGUUGUUUUAAAAAUAUAUUUUAUUUAAAAUUAACCGUUCUAUAUAAUAUUUUCAUACUUUAAUAUAAAUAAGUAAAAAUCUGGUUUUCAUUACCUACGUGUUUUUGAUAGUUUUGUGUUAUGCCAACCUUUUUAUGCAAUUUUCUCAUCGAUUAUCCAUGCUUUUUCAUCUGCAAAGGUCAGUUUAUCAUUAUAAAUUACGACUAUGGUAAAUAUAUCUAUAAAAGUACGCACACUAACAAAAUAUGAUUAGCACAUAGAGCCUUAUAAUUUUAUGGUCACUUUUACCUAGUAAAUAGUUUGUUUAAUAAUUUUAUUUAAGCAUUAUGGUUAAAGUCGUAAACGGCUACUCGUCAAGUGAGUGAUAAAAUCAUAGAGUUUUUACUUUACGCGCCAAAACAAGAUGGCGUCUUAUUAUUACCCAGUCUUUACACUUUUAAGUGGCUUCCGUGAAAAUUACGUAACUUACGUAAAUUGUUCUAAGAAACUACUGUUAGCGACUAACGCAAGGGUGUUAUAAUUUUAAAUUUAUCGUAAGUUACGUGAGAAAAACUUACUAGUGUAUAGCCGGCCUUAUGUAUGCUGAGAGUUGUACAUAAAUAACAGAUUUAAUACGUAGAUGCUGUACAAUUUAGGUUGAGUUCGCAUUUUUAUAUAAUUAUAAUUUUACAGUUAAAAUUAUACAUUUUAUUCGAUUAUUCGGAGUCCACGCACAGCUUAGAGCUCAAUAAAUAAAAUAUGUACAUUUGAAUAAUUAAGUAAAAUUAAGAUUAUAAUAUAAAAAAUAGGAAUCUGGUUAAAAAAAGCCGUAACUCAAAUCACUGAAAUAACACAUUGAAAUCUAAAUUUUAGUUUAUUACAUAUUUUAUUUUUAGUGGGUAUAUAAUACCAUUUAAAAUAUUAUAUUUAGGUUUUGUUUAUUUUUACGAAAUCACACUCUUUACCGGUCAAUUAUUAGUUUUAAUUUGAUUUAGUUUUCGAUAAAUAUAAUUUGAAGUGGCUGAAUAGUCUUAUCCUAGUACGCUUUUAUUUUAUAAUCUAUGUAUUAAAUCAGGAAUGGGCUCGACUUAUAUAAAUUAUUGUUGAAAUGUAAUCUACAGCUUUUUAUGCCACAAAAAAGUACCGAGCAUAGUGUGCACUAGAUUUAGAACAAUAACUUUGUUCUACACCAUGGUUUAUACCUAAGUACUAAAGCCGGUACUUUCUAGGACCACGUUUUGCAAUAAUGUGGAUUCAGUUUUAUCUCCCAAGUUGAUGUCUAGUCUACACUGCUUGCAAUAAAGUGGGGCUACUAACAUUUACCUCUAUAUGAAAAACAAAACAUGGAACUAUUUUUAGACCCAAACAACAUAAAAAUAUAGAAUCACCGAGAUAACUAUAAUAACUUCAAACUGAAAUAAAACUUAACUGAAGUAAAUAAUAGUCGGUACUUAAUAAAAUUGCACUUUUUUUCAACAAGUUACAUGCCUAUUUUCUUAUACAGAGAUACCGAAAGUCAAAAGUUUUGGUGUCUUGACAUAGAGUAUUUAAUUUGAUGCAUUCUAUUUCUCACAUUUUAUUUUUGUAUAAAAAUAGGGAUCUGAGCUCAUUCCUGAUGAACUGGUGAAUAAUUUAGUUUACUACUUUAAUAUGUCGGCAAUCCGCCUUAGGUUUAUAUAUUAUCUUAGUUUUCAUAACACAUACAAAUUACUUCCAUUGGUCAUCUGCGAACAAUUUAAUUCGUUUCUUAGUUUUAUGCAUCCUAAGUAAGAUUCUAUUAAGAUAAUAUCUAUAAGUUCUCAUACAACUAUUAAAAAACGCAACAGAUUCUAAAAUAAUUUUUAAAUAUCAUAACGAUGAAAUAUUUUAAGUUAGGUAAAACCGUUUUUUAUUUAGGGAUGUGCAAAAACAUUUUUAUUUUAUUUUACAUAUAUCAAGAUUCAUUCUGUAGUUACUUUUAAUCAAAACAUUUCUGUCCAACAAAACGUUGCACUGUGGUUCAAACAGAGUGAUUUGCAAAAUCGAAAUGAAAAAAAAAAAUACUUCAUACAACCAAAAGGAAAUCCACCUCAAUUAGGUUAUAAGAAUUCUCAUACACGAUAUACAAAAUACAGUCAAGAAAUUCCGAAAUAAAAUGAAAAUCCGAUAGUACAGUUUCGACAAAAUAAAUUCUAAAAAAGUUUCAAAAUUACCAAAACAGCGAUAAUUGCGCGAUGAACAUAUACAUUAUAUAUUAUGUUAUAUUAUGUUUCUUCAAAUAACAAUUUGUUUAUCAAAGUAUUUAUUGUAACUGGUGCAGAACCGUUUAACAAUAUAUGCCAUUCAAAACAUUCAAAAUCAUCAUCAUAUUAUUAUUUUAUUUUUGUCAAAAUUUUAGUUUAUGUAUUCAUCAUCAUCAUCAAAUUAUUAUCAAGUGUAUAAAUCUUUAUUUAUAAAAAAAAAAACAUUAUAUUAUUACUCGAUUUAUAAUUAAAAUAUGUUUUGAUUCGUUUUAAGUAUUGUGUUUUAUUUUAUUUUUCCACAUGUUUAUAAUAAUAUGUUGUGCAAUAACAGGCGGUAGAUUAUUUGUUAUAUAAACUAUUUAGGUCCUUACUAAUAAAUCACUAUUUUACAGAAACCCGGAGAUAAAUUAAAAUGAUUUUUUCCAUCCAAAGAAUAGGGUUAAAUAUUGUUUAACGGAGAACUUCUUAAUGUAGCUAAUACUAUCUUUGAAUUUGGACUCAUUUCAAACAACACAACAUGAAAACUGAUAUUUUCACGGUUGUAUGAAGAAUAUCGUGUAUGGGACUUAAUGAUAAGAAUUAUCAUAAGCUAGCAUAAGUACAUACUAUAAGUUUCAUUAUACAAAGUGUGUCAAACCCAAUCAGAUGACAAUACUGAAUUAUAUACCUACGUCGAUUAACACAAAGAAAAACUUAAAGGAAAUUCUUUUUCGAACAAAGUAAAUCAAAUAAUAAUACCUAUGCGCUAAACCAAUUUUAACGAGUCAAUCAUUCACACAACGGUAUUUUCCUUUGAACACUGUCAGCUGCGCAGAUCAUUCGGUACCUAUUAUACUUUUUCUCUGCUUUACACAUGAUAUUAGUAAUAAAUUAUGAAAACAAAAAAAAAUCUUCUGGCCACCGCUGAACGGAGUAAGUCAAAAUUUUUACAAUACUGUAGUUUCCAAGGAGUCAAAUUCAUUACUUUUACUGAACUGUCAAAAACGGUUACUUUCAAUGCAAUUUGUAUAAAAAAGUGUAUUAUGCGGUCACAGAUUUUUCACAUCAAACUCGUACUUAUUAAGAUUAUACCUAAUAUCAAUAUAAAAAUAAAUCAAUUAUUCUAUCAAACCGAUAAAUGAAAGUAAUAUUAACAAAUGAAUUUGACCAUGUAAUUUAUUUUUGACCUAGUUAACUACCUACCCAAUUCAAUUUCAUAGAAUUCAAUGUAAUAGAAUAUCAUCAAUACUAAUAUUAUAAAGUUGAAGAGUUUGUUUGUUUGAACGCGCUAAUCUCAGGAACUAUUGGUUUGAUUUGAAAAAUUCUUUCAGUUUUAGAUAGCCCAUUUAUCGAGGAAGGCUAUGGAAUAAGCUAUAACUUUUUAUCCGUGCAGAGGUUCCCACAGGAAACUGCUGGCAGAAGUUAGUAAAGUAUACUUUAUGUGAUUAGGUUUGACACACCCGAUAUACGGCUGCAUUAUAACCAGGUAGAUCUCAUCAACUUCAAAACCAACCGCUAAUAUUAUCUUACCUAUAAAAUAACUAACUUAAUUAGAAUUAUCGAAGUAUACCUGUAUUUAAUAAAAACUAAGGAGUUUGGGAAUAAUGAAAUAAAUGGGAACGUUUAGAGUAAUUGGCGUUAAACACAAGCAAUACUGUAUAUAAAAAUGCUAAGAUGUAACCGCCAAAUUACAAUAGAUAGAUGUAAUAAAUAAAUAGCAUAUACGACAUAGGCGUAAGUCAUUAGGUACAUAGGUGUUUGUCGUGUUAAUUAAUAAAAUUCCAUUAAAUUCAUGGAAAUGUUUACCAUUUUCAAUUAUCUUGUUAGAGCUACAAAACCGGCAAUUAAUAUUGCGAUUUAGCAUUACCAGCUGUGAAAAUUUUACAUAAGCAAACAAAAUAAACGCUAUAUCUGAAAAUAAGUGAAAAUCAAACAAAAAAUAUCUAAUAUUAAUGAAAACUAUAUAUUUUCAUUAAGUAGGUCAGCACCUUAGACUAUUGUAUUAAAGCUACAAGCAAUAUUUGCAAGCAAUCUAAUUUCUUAUUAAAUAAAUUAUAGAUGAUGUUUCAUUUAAUUAAAAAAUGAUUAAGUAAUACUUCUUAUGAAAAACAAUCAAUACUAAACUUAAUCUUCAUCAUCAUAAGCAAUUAAUAGCAGGGAUCAAAUCAUCAAAAAAAUGUAAAGCAAAUCAAUAUUACUUAUAUAUUUAAUUAAAACAAUAGGAACUUUGGGCCUUUGUCGCUUACAUCAAUAGUGACUGAAUUAUGAACCAAAUUAAUAACUGAUCAAUAUUUAACAUAAGUAUAUAAGAUCUACUGCUGUUUAACUAAAUAAGUCCUUGUAGAUUGAGGCAUUAGUUUCUACCACUCCAGAUUGACUACCAUAUCUGUGCUGUGGUUUCUACUAAUAAUAUAAAUCAUUUACUAAGAAAACAAUUUUUUUUUCUUAAAAAUCGACUUCAAUAAUAUACUUAAAACUUUCCCCUAAGUGUGACAAAUACUAUGCUGAAAAUCUCAUUAAAAUCGACUCACCCAAACGUGAGAUAAUCGCGCACAGACUUACCUACUUUGAGGUCAAACUGAGAACCUCCAUUUGAAGUCGGUUAAACGUGUGUUAUUGUGUUGAAUUUUGUAGCUCCAACUCAACAUUGAAAAACCAUUGAUCUCACCUUCGAUUCGUAUGAAAUUCAUGACUUUUUCAUAAUCAUACUGACAAUUAAUUUCUUCAUUAAAAAUCAUGACAUUGCAAACUUCAAAUCAGUUUAAAAAUAGAUUAAGUCUGUAAAUAUAAUAAGCGCGUUGAAACGACAAAAUUGGGAUGAAAGAAACUACAUAGUGUAAUAUUUAAGUCCUUAUAUCUAUGGUUAGUUUUAGAGAAUAGUCUACCAAAUUACAUUUAUUUAGAUUUAUAAGAAAACUGUUCCAUCGUUGCCUAUAUGUUAGGAUUAUGUUAGUUUAAGUCAGACUUUCGUAUAUAUUUCAUAAGUAUCUAUAUUUUUAAUUGGGCCACAUAAAGGACGAUAGAAGUAAAGACAUGUGUCAAGAUGUUACUUAAUAGAAAUGAAAGGUGCUAAAUUUCGGAUAUAUAUAAUAUCCUUUACAAACACAAAAUUGCAAUUAUUAUCUGAAUAAUAACCAGGUUUCAUUUCAAAAUUAUGUAACUAACCACGCCAAAUAAAAUAAAAAUUUGAAUGGCUGAAAUGAUUUUUAAAAUUAAAAAUUCCUUUCCUUUUAUGCCAUUCAUUCUAAACAGCUCGUGAACACUCAAGGCAAAAUCCUAACUAGUACAUGUUUGCCACGAUAUAGCCAAGUGACUGAACAUUUAAAGCCAUUAUCAUAUACCUACGUACGUCAUGAGAACUAAUGAAAUCAAAUUAAAUAGCAUUUAUUCAAAGUAACCAAAAUUAUAUAGAUAAACCCAAACCGCCCAUCGUUCACCGUAUCCUAUGUCUUGUUACUGGGAAGAAUAAGUGAUAACCUCUCUUUCCAAACCUUAAUUAGUUCCUUAAGUUUGCAUAGAGUACAUAAGGCACUCGUUUUUAGGUUGACCGUUUCCUAAAGGGCAAAUAAAACAUAUUUCCUGCGGACAACAUAGCGUUGCGAUCUUUUGACACGCAAAGGUAUUGAAAAAUAGCCACGACCAAUUCGAGAACGUCAAAUUUUUUAAGUCCCUUUAAAAACCGUAUGUCCUUUUUGUAGCCCAAAUAUAAAAAUAAGUUCCAUUUUAUUAUUGAAAUCUAGUUUUAAAUUCAUUCGUGUAAAUUACAGUGGGAGUUGUCGUCAAUUUGUUCCAAUGCGCAGUAUAUUUUUUAAGUUUAAUUUACCUAAAUCAGCAUAACUUAGGUUAGUUCGGAUUAAUAACGUAAGAGGACGGCUAAAAAUGUUCUACUAGUUUGUAAGUUUGUGUGUUAGUGAUAAAACAGUCAACAGCAUA